Molecule: messenger RNA, 2407 nt
Organism: Salarias fasciatus (jewelled blenny)
Lineage: Eukaryota; Metazoa; Chordata; Actinopteri; Blenniiformes; Blenniidae
Gene: traf3ip3
Product: TRAF3 interacting protein 3
Exons: 14
Coding region: 206-1930 (574 amino acids)
Source: RefSeq, a predicted model, not a curated record
GAGAUAGAGGAACAUAUGACGCCGAGUUUCUCUGCACUUCCUGUGAAACUCUGCUCAACAGAAAGAAACACAUGUCGGACAGACCGAACCCCGGCUGAGCAGAGAGAAGAGGGGGAACAGAUGAGCUGGUGACGGGUUUUUUCUCCCCUGCUGCACUCAGAUGUCCGUCCGGGCAUGACGCAGCACAGCAGGCAGACGAGCCGCCAUGGACGGUGCACCACAGCCUUCCCCAGCCAAACACUUUGAGCAGCUGUCAGACAUCCGAGCGGAGAAACGCCAGCACCUGCGUGGACGGAACAACCAGACGUCCUGCCGCAGCCCCACCAGGGAGUUGGACACCACGGAGAUAAAGAACAAACUGAAGGAGAAGAGGCACGAGGAGUUCCUCAGGAGGAGGUCGGUGAGUCCGGAGCCCAGGCCGACUGGCUGCUCGUCCGAGAGGAAACCUUCAGGAGGCACCAUGAGGCACCGGGGGUCAAGCAGCCAAUCAGAGACACUGCAUACAAACACACCGAAGAGGCCGGCCGCUAACGGACACCCCAGGAUGAUUCUGACGCCGAGCAGCAGCGAGACGGUCGAAGCUCCCGGCACCAGCAAACAGGAUCCGCCGGGGUCGGAGCAGAUCGCGGUGACCGUCCACGAGAAACCCCGAGAAAGGAAACAAGCAUCUACCUCGGCAGCAGACGAGCAGGAGUGGAGCCAGCACCGCGUGAAAGGCAGACCGAAGAAACAGAGGAGUCAAAAGGUCAACAUCCAAACAGAAAUGAUUUUCCAGAGUCCGUCGGUGCAGAGUCAGGUGACCAUUGAGAAGAAGAUCCUGGAGAACAGCAGCAUGCGGACAGAGCCCGGCUUUGUGCUGGUCAGAGAAUCGGACAUUGAGAGAUUAGCGAACUACUUGGAGGAGGCCCUGUGGAGAGAAGACUCGCUGAAGAAGAAGCUGGCGGCCCUCCAGCAGAGCACGUCUCUCCUCAUGAGCUCCUCUGACGCUGUCUGGACUUCUCGCUUCACUGAAGAUCUGCUGAGAAGUAAGAUAAAGGCUCUGGAGGCGCAGCUGCACGUCUGUCUGCAGAAGUUUCCCCCGGAGGGGAUGGAGGCGCUGGCGGUGCAGAAGGAGAAGCAGAGGGUGGAGUACGAGGGGAAGGCGCUGGAGGCCCUGCAGAGGGCCACGCGGGAGAAAGCCCAGGCCCUCAGCCGGGCCGAGACGCUGCAGGAAGCCGUGCAGCGGGAGACGGCCGAGGCUCGGAGGUGGCAGAGUCUUUACGAGGAGCUGAAGCAGAGCCAGAACGUCACCCACCAGCAGCUGCAGCAGCAGCUACACGGCCAGGCGGAGCUCUCCAGAGUCAGGCAGGACGAGCUGCAGCAGGAAGUGGCGUCACUCAGACAAGAAAAGCGAGAGCUGCAGUACAACAUGUGCCUGCUGGAGGAGGACAACCAGACUCUGAGAGAAGAAAUCCAGCAGCUCAGAGAUGUCAGCGAUGAGAGCCAGGACCUCUUCAUGCAGGAGUACCUGCUGUCAGAGCAAGCCGAGCCCCGGCUCAGCGUGAGGAGAGACGCCGGGCUGGAGGAGCAGCUCCGGCAGUCUGAGGAGAAGCUGCAGCUCCGGCAGAGAGAGUGUGAGGAGCUGCAGACGGAGCUGGAUGUGGUGAAGCAGGAGUGUCAGUCCAGCCAGGUCCGGCUGUCGCAGUGCAGAGAGGAACUCCGGAAACUCAGCCACCGCCGCAGGACAGGAACGCCGUGCGGGUCGCGGUGGAGUGUGUGUGUCGUGCUCUGGCUGCUGCUGGCCGUCGCCGGGGUUGCCAUGUUGUACCUGUGCCAUCCCCCGUUCAGGGAGCAGGCUGCUGACCUGUACGCCGACGUCUGGACCCGCAUUGAAGGUUAUCUGGUGGAAGCGGCCUCGUCUCCACACUCCCGCUGCGUCAGACCUAUAUGACCAAGAUUUAGACCUGGUUGUUGUUGUUUUUAUUUUUAAAUUGGAUUUUGUACAAAGUAGACUAAUAGUAUUUUUGUAUUCUUUAGUUUCGUUUUUUUUUUUUUUUUUUUUGUUUCAUACGGAACUGAGAGUGUGGUAUGAGAAGAGCUGUGUUUGUAUGUGAAAAUGUGUUCAUGAGUAAAACAAACUGAGUGUGAAUGUCGACUGAACACGUUGUAUUAGAAGAAUAAAAAGUGUUUUUUAUGUACUGUAAAUGGCUUGUUUAUUCAGCAGCACAUUGUUGUAUUAAAAUGAUUUGAAAGGACUGAUUAGUUUGCUUGAAUUUUGAACUGAACAUCAAUACAAUAAACAUCAAUCAAUAUGAAACUAGUCAAUUUUAAUAAAUAAAAAACAUUUGUUAUUUAAGUCCAGCUUUACUUAAAAAGGCUUUUUAGGAUCAUGUGGGACAGUUUUUCAUUUCAAUAUCAUUUAAUCACA